Messenger RNA from Cokeromyces recurvatus, 1577 nucleotides. RefSeq names its product Mu homology domain-containing protein. Gene Ontology annotation, biological process: endocytosis; intracellular protein transport. The record is from RefSeq and is a predicted model, not a curated record. The transcript is spliced from 10 exons. NCBI's taxonomy places the organism in Eukaryota, Fungi, Mucoromycota, Mucoromycetes, Mucorales, Mucoraceae. The coding region runs from base 42 to 1190 and encodes 382 amino acids. Gene Ontology annotation, cellular component: cytoplasmic vesicle; clathrin adaptor complex.
UUUUUUUUUUCUUAUAAAUUAGCAUUCUUGUAAAGCAGCAAAUGAUUAACUCACUUUUUGUAGUUAAUAAUCAAGGUAAAAUCAUCAUUGAAAAGCAUUGGCGUGGAAUUAUAUCAAGACAGAUUGUAGAAGUGUUUAAUAACGAAUGUGAAAAGUUUAUAACUUCCAUACCUGAUUCACUUAAAGAUAAUGCAAGUAAUCGAGUAACAGCAAUUAAAGAUGCAUAUUUUACUCGAGAUGACAUACCUCCUAUAUUGGAAACAAAUAAGUAUUGGUUAUUAAAUGUAUUAAGAGAUGACUUGACAUGGUUAUGUCCUGUUGAAAGAGAAGUGGAUCCUAUGCUUGUAUUUGAAUUUAUACAUCGUAUUAUGGAUAUUUUGACUGAUUAUUUGGGUGAAGUGUCCGAAUCAUCUAUUAGAGAAAACUUUGUAACAGUUUAUCAGUUAUUGGAAGAAAUGAUGGAUUAUGGCUAUCCUUUAACAACUGAACCUAAUGCUUUAAAAGAAAUUAUUAUGCCACCAACAAUUAUGAAUAAAAUGAUGACUACAGUUGGGGCAGCAGCUGGAGUUGCUCCCAAAUUCCCUCAGAGCAUGUCAAAUAUACCAUGGAGAAAAGCUGGAGUUAAAUAUGCUCAGAAUGAAAUUUAUUUUGAUAUAAUUGAAGAAAUAGAUGCUACUAUUGCUGCGAAUGGUGGAGUUGUUUCUUGUGAAGUUCAUGGCUCAGUACAAGCUAAUUGUAAAUUAUCAGGGAUGCCCGAUUUAACCUUGAAUUUUGUUAAUGCAAGAGUGAUUGAUGAUGUUAGUUUUCAUCCCUGUGUUAGAUAUCGUAAAUGGGAUAGUGAAAAGGUGUUAUCAUUUGUUCCUCCUGAUGGACAUUUUAAAUUAAUGUCAUAUAGAACAUCAUUAUCAUCUUAUCAAGCAAUGCCAUUACAAGUCAAGCCACAAAUUAUAGCUAGUAAGAAUGGCGGUAAAUUCGAUAUUACGAUUCAUUCUAGAUUCUCGGAUGGUAAACCUAUAGAAAAGAUCGUUUUGACUUUACCUAUGCCAAAGAGUACAUCAAGUGUAAAUGCAACUUGUAAUUCAGGGCAAUAUAUGUAUGAUCCAGUAAAUAAGACAAUUAGAUGGGAAAUUAGUAAGCUUACACAAAGAGAUCGAGCUCCUUUAUUAUCUGGUACAUUUAGUUCAAGGUAAAUGAUACAUAGAUAUUUAUAUAUGUAAUCGAAAAUUGCCUUAAUUAAUUACUUUAUAUAUACACACACACACACACACACAUAUAUAUAUAUAUACAUAUAGUGAAUCAAAUCCUGAGUUAGGCAUGAGUAUAAAUUUAGAAUUUCAAAUCAAUAUGUAUGCUAUUUCAGGGCUAAAAGUGGAUAGUCUUCGCUUAUACCAUGAAGGUUAUAAGCCUUAUAAGGGUGUGAGAAGUAUGACAAAAGCUGGCAAUAUUCAUAUAAGAACAUGAUAAGAUAUACAUAUGUAUAUGUAUAUUAUGUAUAUUAUGUACAAACAAAUAUCUUCUGUUAUAUUUAUUAUUAUACCUCUUUUGUUAUUUGAAAUUAAAUGUAUACAAAUAUAUUU